AUGAGGGGGAGGGUGACCUCAGGUACAAGAAGUGAGGAUAGGAAGUGGCUUGUUCGGUUGGGUAUGUCUAAACUAAAGGAGUUCUUGGAUUUUCCAUUAAGCUUGGUGAAGUAUAUUAUGUUAGUGGACGAACAGAAUACCAUGGAUGUCUUUGCUACUUUGGAGAUUUCACCAUACCAAUUUAUAUACCCAAGUAACAACAGGAUUCCACAUGUGAAUAAGGAUUGGAACGUGAAUGUCGACGCGAGCUCAAUACACUAUGAUCUGACCAUCUACAACAUCCAACCGUGUUUGACCCUUCCAGGUUCAAUCUGCAGAACAUGCGCGAGAAAAAUAAUCCAGGAAAAAGAAGUGCUUAACAUUGUUCUAACAGCAACUCAGCCAAUUUUACAAUACCUGGCUGGCCCAUCAGAUCCCAAGCAACUCCCCUUCAUUUUAGCCGGGAACAAGGUUUAUGUAGACACUGGAAGAAGACGAGUGGAAAAAAUGAAAGAGAAAAGAGAAUGGGCAAUUAUGACAGAAGCACGGACAUCUUGAAUCAAUGCAUAAGGCAGGUUGUAUCACUUUUCUUGAUCUGCUUGAUGGUUAGUAUUCUCUUGUUAGAAGUCGCAUCUUUGAUGUCGGGGCCUGGGAUUUUUUUUUAAUAUGCUAAUGGUCAGCCUGGAAGUCCGUGACAUGUUUUCAUAGACUGUGGUAGACCAGUUAUUAAGUGGCAUACUUUCUUCCUUGGUUUCUAUUUUAGUUCUCAGAUGUCCUCAAUAUUGCUUUGCUUCGCCAUAU
Lolium perenne is the source of this 780-nucleotide messenger RNA. NCBI's taxonomy places the organism in Eukaryota, Viridiplantae, Streptophyta, Magnoliopsida, Poales, Poaceae. The record is from RefSeq and is a predicted model, not a curated record.